Molecule: messenger RNA, 933 nt
Organism: Didymodactylos carnosus
Lineage: Eukaryota; Metazoa; Rotifera; Eurotatoria; Philodinida; Philodinidae
Source: the annotation of a GenBank genome assembly
AUGCGACACGAUAAGUUUCUACAAUUUGAUUCUGGACCUGGUGAUAAUUGUUUGAUCAUAUUUUCAUCCAAUGAUCAAUUGAAAAUACUUGAGGAUACUGAAGAAGUAUUCAUCGAUGGAACAUUUAAGGUUACACCAGUAAUAUUUUAUCAGUUAUAUACUAUACACGGCGUUUAUCGAAAUAAUAUGUUCCCGUUAGUAUUUGCAUUACUGCCGGACAAAUAUCAGCGAACAUAUCAAAGAAUAAUUAAUGAACUGGUUCAUAUAUGUCCUUUGUGGAAUCCGAAAUCGAUAAUGGUGGAUUUCGAAAAAGCUGCUAUUAAUGCUUUCAGGGAAGUUUUGUUACAAGCACAAAUCAAGCAACAAUAUCGGGCUGUUUUUUUCCAUCUUCAGAAUAGUGUACAACGAAAAGUUCAGGAAUUAGGGCUGAAAAACGCUUAUGAAAAUGAUUCCAGUUUUGCGUAUGAUGUAAACAAGAUUGCUGCACUAGCAUUCCUUCAACCGUCCGAAGUCAGUCAAGACUUCGAUGAGUUUUACCUGUCGUUACCACCAAUAUUACAACCACUAAUGGAUUAUUUUGAAGACACAUACAUCGGAGGACGGCGGCCUAAUGGACGUGCAACACCAAGAUUUCCAAUUGAGUUAUGGAACAUGCAUCAGCGGACAAUCAACCAUUCAAUGCGCACAAAUAAUUCUGUCGAAGCUUGGCAUAGAAGGCCAAUUAAUUCGGUUAUUCAAUGUCAACAUCCGUCAACAUCUCUCGGGAUUUUUAUCGAAAGUAUCCAAAAAGAAGAAAAUUAUAUUCAUUGUCAGAUAGUGAAGAUUAAUGCAGGCCAAAAUUCGAAUCCAAGUAAAAAGUAUAUGGAUUAUGGUAAACGCAAGGGGGAAAGCACGGAAUCCUGGAAUCUCACGGAAUCCAACGGAAUCUCAUAG